Racocetra persica is the source of this 152-nucleotide messenger RNA. The record is from the annotation of a GenBank genome assembly. NCBI's taxonomy places the organism in Eukaryota, Fungi, Glomeromycota, Glomeromycetes, Diversisporales, Gigasporaceae.
AUUACUUUCGACCUCCAAAGGGAUCAAUACCACAACCGCAACGAAAAUUGACCGAAAACAAACGACGUGGAGACAAGAGAGAAGGGGCUUCUUUCUUUUUACUCUGGCUUGAAGAUCUUGUCUUCUUAAUGCGUGACGAAUUGUACUUGUAG